AUGGCCGACAAUUCCCAGGAGGCGGCUAGCCCAAAGAAUGAGCGAGUCUACGCAGAAGCAGCCGAAGAUGCAGAGACGCGCGCCGCUCGCCGCGAGCUGAAACAGUCUUCCAUAUCGGAUCCUCCUACUAUCGUGGGCGACCUCGCAUCUGACUCUGUCGACGAGAGAGCGGCACGCCCUGAGACCCCAGCCGACGCCGUAACGGAUAGCCAAGACGAGAAACUCAAGGAACAUGUGCCGUCUCCAAAGAAGAAGCGCGCACACGACCAGUUAGAUGGAAGCAUAGACGUCGAGCAGAACGAUGCCAACAGCGUCACCUCCACAGAGUCCAACAAAGACCGGGCUUCUCGAUUGGAGCCAGAAAAGAAGAGGCAUCGUGAGGAAGACUCGAAUAGAGUGGUGUCUAAUUCCUCGUCAACAGCGGACUUGCAACCCGCUACGGAAGAGACUGCAAAUCCUCCAAAGGUCCCUCCAACAAGUGUCUUACCACAGACAUCAUCCGCUGCAUUUUCAACCUCAGGCUUCGGCAAACUUGCUGCUGGAUCCUCCCCGUUUGCGAGCUUGGGCACAUCUCAGAGCAGCAUUUUUUCUUCUUCAAUUGGCUCCUCGGCUCUACCAUUAGGCACCGGGUUGGGAGCUGCAGGAUCACAGCCCGCGCCAGCUGUCACCAUGCCCAAAUUGACAUUUGGUAGUACUAAUAGUGCUUCGCCUUUCGCCAAUCUCUCUUCGGGCUUCGGUGGAGCCAGCCUCGGCUCUCCGUUUUCUGUAGGCAAAGGACUAGAAAGCUUUGCGUCACCUUUGGCCAAACCUCUGCAAAGUGAAAAGCCAGCAAAGCCUUUCGGAGCCCCCGAAAGUGAUGCAGAGGAGGAGGAGGAGGAUGACGCUGCGCGAGAUGAAAAAUCUGAGUCGAAUGAACAAGAACGAGCACCAUCUCCAGAAAAGGAACUGGAGGAGAAGAAGAGAAUCAAACUGCACAAGGUCGAAGUUGAUGACGGCGAGGCAGGUGAAGCAACUUUGCUCUCAGUCCGAGCAAAGAUGUUUUACCACGACAAAGAGGCAGGUUGGAAAGAGCGAGGUGCUGGAAUGCUGAAAAUAAAUGUCCCCCAAGCUUGUAUUGAGUUCGAUGAGAACGGCUCACCCAUUCUUGGCUCUUUUGAUGCGUCUAGCCUAGACGGCGAUGAUGGAGAGGAUGACAAGGCACAGGUGCACAAAGUUGUCCGUCUUCUCAUGCGCCAAGAUCAGACGCAUCGUGUCAUUCUCAACACGGCCAUUCUUCCUGCAAUGAAUUUCCAAGAAAAGGCAUCCCUUAAGUCUGUAGGGAUAUUGUUCACAGCAUUUGAGGGUGAGCAGGCUAAGCCAGUGAGCAUUACAAUGAGAAUGUCAGCUGCGAGCGCUAAGAGCUUCUUAAAGGAAGUUGGCAGCAUUCAGAAAGAACUUCGAGGCAAUUAA
Molecule: messenger RNA, 1449 nt
Organism: Trichoderma aggressivum f. europaeum
Lineage: Eukaryota; Fungi; Ascomycota; Sordariomycetes; Hypocreales; Hypocreaceae
Exons: 4
Coding region: 1-1449 (482 amino acids)
Biological process (GO): intracellular transport
Cellular component (GO): cytoplasm; nuclear pore
Molecular function (GO): GTPase activator activity
Source: RefSeq, a predicted model, not a curated record